Hypoxylon fragiforme is the source of this 1286-nucleotide messenger RNA. RefSeq lists its product as uncharacterized. The record is from RefSeq and is a predicted model, not a curated record. The transcript has a single exon. The coding region runs from base 235 to 1146 and encodes 303 amino acids. Lineage: Eukaryota; Fungi; Ascomycota; Sordariomycetes; Xylariales; Hypoxylaceae.
AUCAUUGUCCAAGGGAGUGUCUAAUCCUCUAGGAUCAACAAGACUCCAUCUCUAGUAUUCGAAGACCUGCAGCUCAUGUGCAUUUAGGUACAAACGGGCACAAUUGACCGCUACUCACAGGUCAUCUAGACCAGUCUAGACCAAUACACCCCCUUAUUCAAUACGAACAUUGGCCAACUUGUUUCUCAUAUCCAAAUUGACAGGCUCCGCGAGCUUGGAACACAUACUCUCCUCAUGAUGGCACUCGUCGGAGCCAUCAUGGAUCUCACUCUGGAGCUACAAGCUCUAGAUGUUGCAGAUCUCUCUGAGAUUACUUUGGAAGAACUUCGCAUCAAGAUUAAUCAUGCUAAUCCCUUAGCAAUUCCCAAAUAUCGUGUGCUUCAGGUACUGAUGGGAUGGCUCCAUGAGCAGAUUGUGAAGGACCUCCAGCAGGAUAUGUUAUCCGGCUUCGCGAACCUGCUACUGACGGGCAAUGGCCUAACGCAAGGUCCAUUCGACGAGAUUGACGUGAAAGUAACAUUGGAGCAGUGGCUUGUCAAUGACGCCGCUAAGAAUCCUACAAACCGACGCAGAUACCAAAUGGUCAAGCAAGACCUUUAUGAGCUAUGCACACAGGUCAAGCUUGAUAGCUCCCAAAAUCAACACCCCCAAGAAUCUACCCUGGAGCAUUCAGUGAAUUCAGUUGACAUGCAAGGAUUACAAAUAUUUAAGGAUCAUAAAGCCAGGCGUUCCAGGGGGCGGAAGAGAAAAGGUAGUAAGAAAACUACACUGGGAAAGGGGGAAGGGCCCCAAGGAGACAAUCCUUUGAAUACGAGCCAGACCAUGGUCAAGCCCAAGGCGGAAGAGGGUGAUAAGAAUGAGAGUAAGAAGGAUAAGAGUGAGAAGGGAGAAGAAUUGAGCAGAACUUCAGUAGGUGGUAUGGAAGAUGCGGUGGCCACUGGUAUGGUACCUGCCAAAAGAGCAAAUACUUCAGGUUCGCACCUGACAGAUAAUGCCUCAAACGACCCUCAUACGGCAAGAGCCUCAGGCACGCAAGGCACGCAAGGCACCACCGUGCAAGGUUUACCAGAGAGCUUUCCUUCUAAACCCAACCGCCCUCUUCCUCCUGGAUAUGUUUGUUCUUAUUGUCACCAACCAGGUAAAUAAUCUUGAACCUUGACACCUUUCAACAUUUUUUCAAUUCCUUUUUUUUUUUUAAAAAAAAAGAGAAGAAAAAAGAAGAAAAAAAACCUACCCGCUAAUUUUGACCUUCGCCUUUAUUAUAGGACACUGGGAUCAAAAUUGCC